AUGGCGUUUGAAGAAGUCUCCAAUAUUCCAAUAAUAUCAACAAACAUAGACGGAAGAGCCAAUGGAUUCAAUCAAAAUGUUGAAGAAGAAGAAAAUCUGACUAAUCUAUUACAACCGUCAUAUGCAAGCAAAGAUAGAGAUGUCAACAAAAACGGUGGACCACCAGUUUUUCGAAUACAUGGACGAAACUUCCACUACAUUGGUAGUCUUUUGCUAGUGGACGGGAAACGACUACAUUUUGCGCAGUUGUAUAUCUAUGAUACUAAUAAUGAAUUGGUUAAUCGGCUCAGUUCCGUAAGGCCAGACGGUGAUCUUAGUGACAUCCAUGAAGAAAUUGUCAAGGAUAUUCAACAAGCGUUGGAUGCAAAUAAUGUGUUGGUCAAGUCCUUCAGAAUGGCCCGUUCAGAAAUAGACAAAAAUCCUGUGGCUGAGGUAAAGAUAAAAUUGCUUGGUAAGAGAUCAAAGGAUGCAAGAACUUAUAAUUUGCCGCAAGUUUCUGAAGUUGCUGCAUUAAUUGUUGGGGAUAUUGAUGCAAAUAUUGGUGAGCGUGACAUCUUAGUGGAAACAAAGAGUGGCCUAUUGCAACGAAUUAGUGAACUAAACCCAGCGUACUUACCAAUGCAAUACCCGUUGUUGUUUCCUCAUGGUGAGGACGGUUAUAGGGAAGACAUCCAGUUUUCCACAUUAAAAGGAAGCAGUUCAGGUGGUCGUGAAAGGAUUAGUCCGCGGGAAUACUUCUCAUACCUCAUCCAGUCAAGAUUGUCGCAGCUUUCUACAUUACUGCAUGCAAAAAGGCUUUUCCAACAAUUUUUGGUCGAUGCGUACACAAUGGUUGAGUCAGGAAGAUGGGUUGGAUACCCGGAUCUCUUUAUCACAUUCACAUGCAAUCCAAAGUGGCCUGAGGAAGAACAAGUUGUUCGGACCCGUCAUUGGAGUUAUCUAUACCAUCGAAUUUCAAAAGCGUGGUCUACCGCAUGCUCAUAUACUGUUUUUCUAGAUAAACAACAUGGAGCAUCACAUGGGAUACAUUUGGACAACAUAAUUUCUGCUGAGUUACCUGAUCCAAUACAAGAUCCAGAAUACUUCAAAUUAGUGGAUGAGUUUAUGAUGCACGGUCCUUGCGGUAGAGCUCGGUUGAAUUCUCCAUGCAUGGUGAAGGGUAAAUGUACUAAACACUUUCCCAAAAAGUUUGUUAAUGUUUCUACUUUUGACGAUGAUGGUUAUCCUAUUUAUCGAAGACGUGACAAUGGUCGUUCUAUGGUGAGAAAUGGGAUUAACUUGGAUAAUCGCUAUGUGGUGCCACACAAUAGGCAUUUGUUGUUAAAGUAUAGAGGUCAUAUUAAUGUGGAAUGGUGCAACCAAUCCCGUUCAAUAAAGUACCUGUUCAAAUACGUGAACAAGGGUCACGACAGGGUGACAGCAGAGUUCUACCGAAGCAAUAGUGAGGAAGAGGAACCGCAAGUGAUUGAUGAGAUAAGUAUGUAUUAUGAUUGUAGGUACAUAUCUCCAUGUGAAGCUGCUUGGCGUUUAUUUGGUUUUGAAAUACAGUUAAGAACACCAUCAGUUGAACGGUUAAGCUUUCACUUGCCCAAUCAACAGAGUGUAGUUUUUGCAGAUGAUGAUCCGGUUGAUAACAUACUCAGUCGACCAACUAUAUUAGAUAGCAUGUUUCUGGAAUGGUUUGAGGCAAAUAAAACAUACCCAGAAGCAAGGAAACUGACAUAUGCUGAAAUGCCAACGAAGUUUGUAUGGAAAAAAGAUAUUAGAAAAUGGCAUCCAAGGAAAAGAGGGUUUUCAAUAGGUAGAGUUUUCUAUGUGCUGCCUGUCAGUGGUGAGAUCUUCUAUUUGCGAUGUCUUUUGAAUAAAGUUCAAGGGCCUACAAGUUUUUCAGAUAUAAGAACAGUCAGUGGUGUGCAGUACGAAUCCUUUAGGGAUGCGUGUUCAGCUAGAGGAUUAGUAGACGACGAUAAAGAGUAUGUUCAUGCUAUUGAAGAAGCAGGUCAGUGGGCCACAUCUGCGAAUUUGAGAAGAUUGUUUGUGACUUUGUUGAUGUCCAACUCAAUGUCAAAACCUGAAGUGGUGUGGGAAGCUACGUGGAACUCUUUGACUGAAGAUGCACAAUUCAAGAUUAGAGAACAGACGGGACUUGGAUAUUUAAUUUUAUUUGAGGAUCAAAAAAAGAAUUAUGCACUUUCGGAGAUAGAACUACUUUUGACAACUAUGGGAAAGAGUUUGAAAGACUUUCCUUCAAUGCCCUCUCCUGAUUUACAGUUUCUGGACAGAACAACCAAUAUGUUAAUACAAGAGGAAUUGUCAUAUGACAUUAAUGCAAUGAAGGAAGAGAAUGAUAGUUUGGUGGACCAACUCACUGAAGAGCAAAAGGCAAUAUAUGAUAACGUAUUGGACGAUGUUGUGAAUGAGUUUGGGGGAUUAUUUUUUGUGUAUGGAUAUGGUGGUACGGGUAAAACCUUCUUGUGGAGAGCAUUGUCUUCCGCUUUGAGGUCAAAGGGUGAGAUUGUUUUAAAUGUUGCAUCAAGUGGCAUAGCUUCGAGGUUUGCAAUACCAAUCGCUGUUAAUGAAGAUUCUACUUGCAAAUCAGUCAAAGCAGUCCGUUGGCACACUUGA
Molecule: messenger RNA, 2625 nt
Organism: Ipomoea nil (Japanese morning glory)
Lineage: Eukaryota; Viridiplantae; Streptophyta; Magnoliopsida; Solanales; Convolvulaceae
Exons: 8
Coding region: 1-2625 (874 amino acids)
Biological process (GO): telomere maintenance; DNA repair
Molecular function (GO): DNA helicase activity
Source: RefSeq, a predicted model, not a curated record